GCCUGAUCCUAUCCACCAUUCCCACUCAUAAGUUAUGAUGGACAGAGCUUUGGCGGUUCAAACAGAGCGAUUUCGCUCAGACGUGAAGCAAGCCGGCGAGGAAGUGGUCUUUAGCACGUUCCCUAAGAAAACACUUGAACUGCAGCAACUUGUUCUAUCCACGACAAAUACAAGUUCACCAUUUCAUGACGCCAACCUCGCCAGCAUUGAUACUACUGUUUAUCCGCCACCUUUGGACUCUUCGGACAUAGAUGUACAUUUGAAAAAGCGCAAGAUAUCGACAGAUCCAUUUAAUGCAAACGAUCCACCUUCUUCGAGGAUAAAUCAACACGAUACCCGACAUGCUCGAUUGUCCAAUACUGUCCUAGAGAAUAAACAUGUCAAACAUCUACACUCUAUAAUCAAGAAGGAAUGCGAAGAGUUGGUGACCUCCAUCGACAAGGUUAGGUUGUGGGUCACGCUGGCUAUACCCAAAAUCGAAGAUGGAGAUAACUCUGGUACGGGAGUGCAAGAAGAAAUACUCAAUGAAUUACAUCGCGCACAAGAUUGUGCAUACAAUCUGAGAGACAGCGCGCGCCAACACCAUCUGGCCAGAGCAAAGAUAUGUUCAAAGCUUAUAAAAUACCCUUACUUGGAGGACUACACUUCAGCACUUCUAGAACAUGACGAAAAGCAAAUCUUUAGUGCUCGUCAUCACUUGCUUGACAUAAGGGACUUAUACGCUGCUUUGACAGAUAUCACGCAGAAAAACAUUUCCAAAGUUAACAAGGGCUUUAGGAGUUAA
Lentinula edodes (shiitake mushroom) is the source of this 784-nucleotide messenger RNA. Its product is annotated as proteasome activator pa28. Gene Ontology annotation, biological process: regulation of proteasomal protein catabolic process; positive regulation of endopeptidase activity; regulation of G1/S transition of mitotic cell cycle. The coding region runs from base 35 to 784 and encodes 249 amino acids. The record is from RefSeq and is a predicted model, not a curated record. Gene Ontology annotation, molecular function: endopeptidase activator activity. Gene Ontology annotation, cellular component: nucleoplasm; cytoplasm; proteasome activator complex. NCBI's taxonomy places the organism in Eukaryota, Fungi, Basidiomycota, Agaricomycetes, Agaricales, Omphalotaceae. The transcript has 10 exons.